Molecule: messenger RNA, 2376 nt
Organism: Lactuca sativa (garden lettuce)
Lineage: Eukaryota; Viridiplantae; Streptophyta; Magnoliopsida; Asterales; Asteraceae
Product: Tetratricopeptide repeat (TPR)-like superfamily protein
Molecular function (GO): protein binding
Source: RefSeq, a predicted model, not a curated record
CCUCGAUAUUCCGACAAUCUAACCAUUUAACCCUCUUACCCGACAAAUCAAAACGAGAACCCUAGCAACACCAAUAUUUCACUACAUCACUGCACUCUGAUCAGCAAAAAUCCUCAAAAAUGGCGUCAAUGGCGAUCUUAACUCGUAAAUGGAGGCCUCUUUCCAAAACCAUAAACCCCAAAUUCAUCACAACAUAUGCGUUUCUCUCACAAGAAGCUCAAUUAGCCGAGCAACCACCAUCGCCGCCACGGGCUUCCACCACUUCGCUACCACCGAACCCCGCCACAGGGAGCCCACUCUACAAUGAGAAUUGGCGAAGUCCUAUCCCGAACAUUUCCUCUUCAACCUCCCCCUCUCUUAUCCCUCUAGGGUUUUCGCAACAACACCCGUCCUCUCGGAUUGAAGCUCUUUCGCAAACCCUAGAUGGUGACGCGAUCAUUAAUUUGUUUGCCGAUUGGAUGACCUCACAGAGGUGGCCUGAUAUAAAGCAACUGUUUGAGUUUUGGAUCAGGUCGUUGGAUAACAAUGGGAAACCUAAUAAGCCUGAUGUGAGUUUGUAUAAUCAUUACUUGAGGGCUAACCUUAUGAUGGGUGCUUCUGCUGGAGAAUUGUUGGAUUUUGUUGCUCAAAUGGAAGAUUAUAAGAUUGCACCGAAUACUGCAUCAUUUAAUCUGGUUCUCAAAUCCAUGUAUCAGGCUAGAGAGUAUGACGCUGCUGUUAAAUUGAUCGAUAGGAUGAUCCUUACUGGAACUGAAUCAAAGACCGCACUACCUGAUGACGAGUCUUAUCACCUCGUUGUCCGUUUGCUACUAACACGAAACCAAAUCGAUACUGCUCUGAAAUACAUCGACUUAACCCUAAAAUCAGGCUACAAUUUAUCAGUUGAAGUAUUCACAGAAUGUGUUAGCACCUGUGUCAACAAAGGAAGACUAGAUACAUUAGUAUCAAUCAUAGAGAGAUGUAAGAAAAUGGACCAAAACAAAGCCUUAUGCCCCCCCUGGAACUUAUGCAAUUACAUUAUAGACGUUGCAAUGCAAUCAGACAACAGUGAAUUAGCAUAUUAUGCUCUUGAAUUCAUGGCAAAAUGGAUUGCUCGUGGAGAAAACGCAAGGCCACCUGUCUUGCUUUCUGUAGAUGAAGGGUUAGUUGUAAAUGCACUCACAACUGCUGGCAGAAAUUAUAACUCCAAACUCUUGGAUGCCACAUGGGCAGUUCUUAAAAGAUCCUUACGCCAAAAGAAAGUCCCAACUCCAGAAUCUUAUUUAGCAAAAAUAUACGCGUAUUCUUCAUUGGGGAAUUUGCAAAAAGCUUUUAGCACUUUACAUGAGUUUGAGCUUUUUUAUAAAGAUUCUCAGAAAGAAGAUGAAGAUGAAAUGUUUUCACCAUUUACUUCAUUGCAUCCUUUGGUUAUGGCAUGCUCAAAGAAUGGAUUUGCAACUUUGGAUACGGUUUAUUAUCAAUUGGAGAACUUGAGUAGAGCAGAUCCUCCAUACAAAUCUGUUGCUGCAUUAAACUGUGUUAUCUUAGGGUGUGCAAAUAUAUGGGAUGUUGAUCGAGCAUAUCAAACUUUUAGUGCCAUGGAGUCAACUUUUGAGUUGACUCCCGACAUCCAUUCAUACAAUGCUCUCUUAACUGCAUUUGGAAAGCUCCAUAAGAGAGAUGAAGCUGUUAGAGUGUUUGAGCACUUAGUAAGCUUAGGAGUGAAGCCUAAUGCGAAAACAUACUCUCUUUUAAUCGAUGCUCAUCUCAUUAAACGAGAUGUAAAUGCUGCAGUUUCAACAGUUAAUGACAUGGUGGUUGCGGGAUUUGAGCCAACAAAGGAGAUGUUGAAAAAGAUAAGAAGAAGGUGUGUUAGAGAAAUGGAUAAUGAAAGUGAUGCUAAAGUGGAUUUGUUUGUGAAGGAGUUUAAAAUCCGUAUGGGAACAGAGGCUCGAAGGAAUUUGUUGUUUAAUCUUGAAUUUAGUACUGAGUAUGCUUAAAUUGUGUUUGUGCACAAGAGACUCAUUGAUUUCAAGAAUAGUGUGAUUUGAUUUGUUGCAGGAAUCGUGUGAUGGGGUUUUAGCGUUUGAGUAUUAGUAUUAUUUACACAGUUCUUGGAGUUGUCCUAAUCUGUUCUUGAAUCGGCCAGCUGGCGAGAUGUUAAAAAUCUGUGUAAAUUACUUGGUUUUUUUUUGUGCUCAAUUUUUAGAGCAUUUGGGAUUAGUAGAAGUAGUGUCUAAUGAAAGUUUUAGAUUUUUUACUUUUAUUUCCUUACUUUGUGAUCAUGAAGGGGAACAAUUGCGUUUUGGCAAAAUAACCAACAAAUAGGGCAAUACGAAUUGGAAUUAUUAGCAACUUGAAAAGAUGUUUUCUAAUGUCAUUGCUAUUGAUUGAUUA